Molecule: messenger RNA, 4316 nt
Organism: Mya arenaria
Lineage: Eukaryota; Metazoa; Mollusca; Bivalvia; Myida; Myidae
Product: forkhead box protein J1-like
Exons: 3
Coding region: 166-1581 (471 amino acids)
Biological process (GO): regulation of DNA-templated transcription
Molecular function (GO): sequence-specific DNA binding; DNA-binding transcription factor activity
Source: RefSeq, a predicted model, not a curated record
UGUUCAUUCUGGGUUUAAGCUUCAGUGGGGUUGGAUCAUAAUUCAUAAAUGCAAUUUAAAGGACAUACAUUUUAUUAAACAAACUCUCAAUAUCUUGAAAUAAAUUGAAGUAAGAAGGGAUACUUGGAUAAAUCAACCAUACAUGGAAAUAUCUAGAAUAGCCUGAUGCUUAAAUUUCAACCCCAAUUUGCCAAGACGAAGUACCCACAGGCCUACGCGGUUCAUCAGCACCAGACUCAGGUCAGGAUGCCUGUGUUAACCCGAGACCACCUGGCCCUCCGCCUACGUCAAAACUGGAUGGAAAAAUAUCCCAUGGACACAUGCAGUAAUGGGGGUACAAAUCUUGAUGACAGCCUUACGAGCUUAAACUGGCUGCAGAAUCUUAACAUCUUGAAAAUCACCACACCGACUCCACCAUCAAGCCCAGGACCUACCUUUGGAGAUUACAAAAAUAUUAAAGUGAAUCCCAACUCAAUUCUAAAUGUGGCAUGUGGCCCUCCUCCCACUAAAAUGUUUGAAAUGAGAUUUCCCCCACCAGACACCCCGCCAAUGACUCCAACAACUUUGGGGGGCGAUUCCAUAGACUACAAGACAAAUCCAUAUGUGAAACCGCCUUACUCAUAUGCAACUCUCAUCUGUAUGGCUAUGAAGGAAACUAAGAAGAGCAAGAUAACCUUGUCAGCAAUAUACAACUGGAUUACAGACAAUUUUAUGUAUUACAGAUUAGCAGAUCCAAGUUGGCAGAAUUCUAUCAGGCACAAUCUUUCCCUGAACAAGUGUUUCCAGAAAGUUCCUCGCAGAAAAGACGAGCCAGGUAAGGGAGGGUUCUGGAGAAUCAACCCAGAAUACAGCGACCUCAUUGAAAAUGGUGUGUUCAAGAAACGCAGAAACAGUCGGGACGGACAGACAACACCUACAACCAGUUGUUCUCCAACAAAUGUUCCAUUUAGUUUAAAACGUGUUAAACAAGAGCCUGACGAUAGUGGUUAUGAAGAAAUUGGCUACAGUCAACCUACAAAAAUUCGCAGACUUGACGAUGGAAACAGUGUAUUACAUUUUGGUGCUAGUGAAGAAGAAGGACAUCUUAAAGGUGAUUUUAACUGGACCUCAAUUCUUAAUCAAGAUAUAGAAAUUGGAGGAAUUAAAAUUAAAACUGAAGACUUAAUAGACACUAAUGACGAUGCUGCUAGUCCAAUCAUGGCAAUGAGCCCACCAUCAUCUGAUUCAAACUCAGUUUCAGACUUUGGUUUAGAUGAUCUUUUAGGUGAUACUGACUUUUCAAAUUCUGGAUCUCCAUUAGACUUGCAAGCAACAGACUGUUUGAGCCUUGCAGUUGUCGGAACUGGCAUUAAGGCUCCAGAUUGGUGGGCGGAUAGUUUUAAUGGCGGUGAAAGAGGGCUGUUACAAAAUAUUGAAAACAUUGAGACGAGAAGUGGACUAAAUACUCCUGUAGCCUCUCCUGUUCAUGAGUCUGACAUUACUGGUCACCCGUGGUUUGACCGCGCAGAAAUCAACCUAGACACUCCCUUUGAUGUGGACAACUUGUUUGAUAUUGAAAAUAUCCCUAGUCCACAUGUAUAGAAAACUCAGUUUCUGUGAUUUUCUCAUUAGAAUGUAAGGUCUAUCGAUGCCUGUUGUACUAGAACUGUUAAGUUUGAAUUUAAUGCUAGCUGAUUGAAGGCUAGUAUUUUGACUCAAUAUGAGUACAAUUGACAGACCUUACAAAAAUGUCGGUGUGUUUCAUUAUAUUGCUCUUGUACUGCCAGUUUGUCAUUGAAUGCAGGCAUAAUAGUCAUUAUCUGAAAGAUUUAAACAGUUGAUAAGGCUUGAAACUUGUGUAAACAUAAAUAGAUUAUAAUCUUUUGACAGUUUUUGAAGGGUAAUCAUGUCCGUAGAAAUUUCUUUCAUGUACAUUCAAGUUAUGCUUUAUAUAAAUAACAGAGAAAUACUUUCUAAUUUCUAAAGAAUGCUGUAUAACUUUUAUAAUACCCUUUUUAGAUUUCUACUUUUUACUAUAAUCUUUCAAAGUAGUUAUUAAUCUGAUCAUGUUUGAAAUUAUUGGAAAUAAUCAAUUUUACAACAUAAAAUCAUUUUUUAAUUCAUCUCGAAAAACAUUUAAUCAUAAUCCUCAUUAUUUUGAUAUCAUCAUUAGGCUUUUAUCAGUUACAUUUAUAUUUUUGAUACAUUUGAGAGUGCUUGUUUUUGAUAAUGCAUAUAUGUUAGUGUUUUUGUUAAAUAUUGGUGAUUGAAAAUACCAAUGUUAUAUAUAACUAGUGCUAUUAUGCACUAAACAAAUAUUCAAGUGGCAGGAUCCAAUUUAAAACUUACAGACUGUUACUUUUAAACAUUAAUGAAUUUUUUUUUUUUUAGCUGCAACAUCAUUACAAAACACUUACAUGAUGUUUAAAUAUUUUCAUAUUCGCAAAAAUGAGAAAAAAAACAUCAUUAAUCUUUAAGUAUAUUUUUUACAUUUUUACAUUUCGUUUAUUCGAAACAGAAACCCACUGUUAGGCCAAAAAAAUGCUUUGGUUAGAGUUACAACCUUUUUAUAAACAUGUAGGGUAGGUAGGCGUUUUAUUUUUAUUUAUUUUUUUAUAAGACUUUAUGUAAGAACAUAAUUGUCACUAUUUGAGAAAAGUAUUAAAGUAAGCUUCUGUAUAAAGCUUAAAAGAUUUAAGCUAUAUAUUAAAACACACAUUUAAAAAAAGAAACAAGUUUUUACCAACUGACUAUAAAAACAGUAGAGUCAGCACCUAUUUCGUAGGUAGGGUCGGGUAACCCGAACCAAAUGUAUCAUUUUUAGGCCUAAGAAAACUUCUUCAUUUUGACAUUAGAAAAAGUUUUAUUUUGACUCCUGCCUUUGGGAUUGUGCAAACUAUUAUUGUCAUUUUUGAAUGACUUCCUUAUCAUUAUCCGUCCACAUUUGUUCCGUCCAGGAAAUUAGAUUAUAGUAUUUAUGUAGUAUUUAUUCAUAGUAAUAUAUUUGGCUGGGUCGAACACUUAUUGUCUUUUUAUUGCAUGGCUUUUGUUGACUUUAUAUUUAAGAGCCCCUUAAGUCUUUUAAAGAGAUUUUAAUGUUUGAUUUUGGCGCUAGUGUACAUUAGUGUAAAUAGUUUUAACUAAGAUUAUAUUUUAUUGAAAUAUUUGUAAAUCAUGUAAAUAAAACAUUCCUAUUUAUUUAAAAAAAUAAUAUAUUAUACAAAAAGUGUGCAUGAAUAUAUGUGAUAUCUUAUGUGUUGAAAAAAAAGACACAAAUGGUUAUGUAUAAAUUACUGUAUCGUUGUUAAAGAGAAGUAUAAGUAUUGUUUUUGAUAAAUUGUACAAAAAAGUUGAUUUGAAAUAUCCAGUAUUGUAUUAUAGUACAGAAUACCUCAAAGAUUAAUAAUUGUACAUGAGAGCUUAUUGAUUGAACAAACAAGAUUAAAUAUAUUGAUAAAUGGCAGUGCUAUGAAAGAUUGAUCCUGUUAUUUCAAUUUUUCUAAAAUGUGACAAGUUUUUACUUGAUGAUUGCUUAUUUGCCAGCAGUGGAAUGGGAAAAAACACAACAACAACAAAGUUUUAACACUGUUUUUAAAUGUCUGAGAGCAUGUUAUUAUUGUGUUGAGUUUUUAGUUAUGAAAAAAAAGAGUAAAAAGUAAAAAAUAUGAUAUAUAGUUUAAGCUGUUUAAUUGAAUAGCAAAUCUUUAAGCCAAUGUAUGAUUAAAAAUGAAGGCAUUAUUGUCUCUAAGUAAAGUGUAUUGAACUUUUUAAUUAUAUGAAAAAUAUUAAAAAAAAGUCAAAAUCUUAAACACAGAACAGUCUCUGAAUGAUUGUAAAUACUUAUUAAUUGGGCCAGUUUUAUGUGUCUAUCAUUGUAUUAUCUAAGCAUUGCUUGAAAUGUUUUCAGUACAGUAUUUUUAAUAUGUGAUAUGUAGUUCAGCAAACAUCUCAUAGAUAAAAACAGCCACAUACUAGAUCUCUAACAUUUCUAAGUGAUAAGUGCUUGUUUUUUUUGGUAAUUAUUUUUCUUUUGGUUGAGCUUUUUGCAUGUUUGAUGGGUAAAUGUUUCUGAAUUUGAAAAGCCUGUGUUCUUCAUACCAUCAAAUAAUUUCUUUGGCAUGCAUACCCUCGUAUAAAAACAUACUAAAACAUUUAAAAAAAGAAUCAUCUUCGAUUGUACAAAAUACAAAAAAAUCAUCCAGUAUUAACCCAUUUAGUAUUCUCCAUAAUUAUUUUACCAAUUUGAGUAUGAAGCUGACUUAUAUGUAUUAACAUUUGUGUGAUAUAAGUGUUGGUCAGUAUAAAGAUUUGAAGAAAUAAAAGUUUGAAAAAUUGAA